CAUAUAGGUUAGUAUGAAGUUGUCUUCAUUUUAAUUUCGAAUGGCAUGACUUUAGCUCACACUCUUUUAGUAGUAUUUUAUCGAACAAUGUCCGCGUCAGCAAUAUUGACGCCACUUGGCGUCCGGGGUAUGAAAAUUUUAGAACGUGAAAAAUUCAUUCGCAAGAUCCAAACGCCCGUGUUAAGAGUUCCAGCUGAGAAGUUGUCAAAAAUCACACCAAAUUGCAAGGAUUACUUCCUCAAAUUAGAAAACUUUAAACCUGUUCAGAAUGACAGUGAUAAUAAGCUAAAAUGCAUCUUCUUUAAUCCUGAAAAAAUCAGCAUGUAUACUGACGUCACUGAAAGUCAUCGCCAGGGACUUUUAGAAGUUGGAGUGACAGAGAAUAACUUUGAGUUGAAAGAUAUUCACUUGUCGUAUGAGAACUGGUCGUAUGGGACAAUCUUCAAGGCUGUUUUGCCAGAAAAUGAAGAUAUAGUCAGCGGUUUCACUCAAGUUGGGCACAUCAUUCAUCUAAAUUUGAAGGAGCAUCUAUUGGAGUACCGCUCACUAAUAGGCCAGGUGCUUCUAGACAAGAUUAAGAGCUGCCGGACUGUGGUAAAUAAGAGCAGCAUCAUUGACAACACCUACCGCAACUUCAGUAUGGAAGUUAUUGCCGGAGAAGAAGAUUUUAUUGUGACUGUUAAAGCAAACCAGUCCAACUUUAUGUUUAAUUUUUCUAAAGUUUACUGGAACUCCCGUCUUGGACAAGAACAUGAGAGGAUCCUAGGCUUUUUGAGGCCGGGAGAUGUGUUGUUUGAUGUUUUCUGUGGCGUAGGCCCAUUUGCCAUACCUGCAGUGAAGAAGAAAUGCAAAGUGUUUGCUAAUGAUCUGAAUCCUGACUCCUUUAAAUGGUUAAAUCAAAAUGCCAAGUUAAAUAAACUUAACAUGAGUCUUUUCAAGUCAUAUAAUCUGGAUGGGAAAGAUUUUAUAUUGAAUAAUUUCAAAGAAUACAUUACAGAUUGUUGUUUAGGUAAGGAGAAGUUAGAAAAGGGAGCAAAGUUACAUAUAACAAUGAAUUUGCCAGCAAUAGCUGUGGAGUUUUUAAAAUACUUCAAUGGUUUAAUUGAAGAUCAAAGUCUUGCUGCAAAAUUGGACUUUGAAAUAAUUGUUUAUGUGUACUGUUUUGCCCCAGGUGAUGAUGUUUUGGCAGCAAAGACUAUGGUCAUUAAAAACAUAGGUUGUGACAUAACAGAUGACAUAAUAGAUAUUUAUGAUGUAAGGAAUGUGUCACCGAAGAAGGAAAUGAUAAGAGUCACUUUUCGACUCGGUAAAAAAGUUCUAUUUAGUGUUAGUGACAGUGUCAGUGAACCACCUAAGAAAAAACUUUGUCUAGAAAACGAAUAGUGCAUUUAAACUAGUGUUCAUGGACUUUAAUAAAGUGUAAAGUGUAUCAUGUUUUCUAAAGAGAUAGUUCUGUUAACACAUAAGAGUAUUUAAAUAAAUAGCUUACUGUAACAAGUGUUUUAUUUGAUUAUCUUAUCUCUUCAAGUGGCAUAUGUAAUUUUUGGGUUAUUGGGAUUUUGUUUUUAUUCCAAUAAAUCAAAUUUGAAAUUUAAAUAACAUUAUCGGUCGAGAGUUGACAGCCUACCACUUCAAGGGUUAUAUUUCGAUAAAUAAAUAUAUUUAUCAGGCCAUUUGUAGAGAUAAUUUAUAGGACUAGAAUAUUGUAGGACUGAAAGAGGGUUUUCGCCGCCAUUGACUUAAUAUAAAGUCGGUACAUUUCUGUCCCACACGCCACGACUUCAGAUCAAAUCAUGGUUUUACAAUAAAAAGCUCAAAUUCUUUUUGAGUUACAGUAUUAUAAUAAGCAUUUACAUUUUAGGUAAAAAAUCGAAAAAAAAUCAACAAAACCAAUUUUUUUUUUGUAAAAUUGAUCUAAAGUCAUAUAAGAAUUAUUCCUUCUUUUGGCCUCAGAAAUGCGUGGUAAGA
Messenger RNA from Cydia pomonella (codling moth), 1968 nucleotides. RefSeq names its product tRNA (guanine(37)-N1)-methyltransferase-like. Lineage: Eukaryota; Metazoa; Arthropoda; Insecta; Lepidoptera; Tortricidae. Gene Ontology annotation, cellular component: cytoplasm; mitochondrial matrix. Gene Ontology annotation, biological process: tRNA N1-guanine methylation; mitochondrial tRNA methylation. The record is from RefSeq and is a predicted model, not a curated record.